Centrocercus urophasianus (Greater sage-grouse) is the source of this 7003-nucleotide messenger RNA. RefSeq names its product glucosaminyl (N-acetyl) transferase 4 (gene GCNT4). Gene Ontology annotation, molecular function: acetylglucosaminyltransferase activity. The transcript is spliced from 3 exons. The coding region runs from base 3924 to 5291 and encodes 455 amino acids. The record is from RefSeq and is a predicted model, not a curated record. NCBI's taxonomy places the organism in Eukaryota, Metazoa, Chordata, Aves, Galliformes, Phasianidae. Gene Ontology annotation, cellular component: membrane.
GUGCCUAAAAUACUAUGGGCCUGCUGAGCCGGAAUUAUAAUUGGUUUAACACUUUUCUUUUUUGUCUCUCCCAAAAGAAUACUAAAAGUGGGUUUUAAUUUACCUUCAAUUAGCAUUUCCUUGGUUUUCACCCUGUAAGCUGUCUCUCAACAAGCUGCAGUCACUCGGUAGAAAUUACACACAGCUAAGUUUUUUUUCUGCUGUACCACAGCAAGCCGUGUUGUAAAAGCUAGGAGAAAUAAACACUGGUUCAGUUUGCCUUGCUUGCCAUGUUGGUGAACAUUACUUCUGCCUCUGUGAAAGUGUUUCAGUACGAGCCCAGUGUUGGCUGUGCGACAUGCUGGACCCAAAGGGGUGACUCUGGCUGGUGUACAAGUGCAAAUUCUGCUUUCCACAUGCAUGAUGACACUGCAGGGCACAUUUCUGGGCACUCUGCAACUGGCCAGUAUGCAAGCAGGAGUAUUUUUUUUCUCAGGAAAGUAAAUUUCUGCACAGUCAGCUGAGUGCAGCAAGCAGUGACCAUGGCAGUAACAGUUUUUCUGUGGUCGUUUUCAUACUUCACUUCCCCAAAUCUUUGCUGGUUACCCAAAAUACACAUAAUAUUUAAACACACAUGUUAUUAACUCUUUUCUUGGUUCCAUGCUCCCCUGGCAGAACAAACUUGCCCAAUACCAAGUGUGCAUUUUCUAAUGUACUUCUGCCUUCAAAAGGACCCUCCUCCCCAUGCUUCCCUCAGCUGGCCAAGCUCCACUUAUAACUUUUAACAAGUUCAGUGCUCUCUGUGAGAUCAUGAGGCUCAGGAACAAUUCUUACUAAAGAAGCCUCUCUUACAGCUUUGCCACCACUUUAAUUCCAGCAACACUGAGUUAUGCUGCCAUGAGAUGAGUCAAAAUGCUGUUUGCUUGGAUAGUAUUCAGUGACAGAGAGAAGGAAAAAGCCUAUAUUCUGAUUGUGUGGGCUUCACAGGCUUUGACGAGUGAUUCACAAGGCAUAGGAGAGCUGCAGAAAUUUUCUGCAGGCUCCCAAAAGCUGAAACAUGCACACUGGAUUGAAGCCCAUAGGUGAGAGCAGAGCUCUGCUGCCCAAAUGUGGAGUGCCAUGCAUUUUUGGGCCCUUCUAGUCUAGAGGAAAUGAGGAGGCAGUUUCUCUUCCAGCUCAGGCUUCUCUUAGUCCCACCCAGGAGGGCUAGUUCUGCUGACAAAAGGUGUUCUUCCUCAAGAACAUCCUGCAUCUUUCUCUGCACCAAAGUCUUGAUGCAUGGCUGAAGUCCAUCGGGGGUGUGAAACUCUCCCUUUGUUUGUCUUUUGGUGUAACUGCACAGCUUUCACAGUAGCACAAAGCAAAUGGCCAUAAGAGUCUGAAGGUGUAAAGCUGCUCAGAAUGGCUUCUUGCAGUGUGGAAAAUACAGAAAAUCCAGCUAUUUCCUGGGUGGAAGGAAAUAGUGCUAUAAUGAAUCUAACGAUCUGUCCCUAUUCUGGUCCAAAAAGGAAAUAAAAGCAAGUUCAGAGAACAGAGCAAUAGACACAGUAAGCAUUUUUAUUGGUAAAAAUUUCCAGUUAGGGCUCUUGGCAGCUGCUAAUUGCCUGAAGUCUCGGUGCCAGAGAAUUGAGAUUUCAUCCAUAUUUAUAUAUUGGCUAACGUAACUCUAGAAACUCCCAACAACUCCCAACAGCCAGCUGAUUGCCUAAUUCUUUCUUGAAUCCUGCUGAGCUCGUGGUCUUUAGGAUGCCUUCUGACAGACUGUAACCACAUGUAUAAACACACAUAGAAACUAUAAACACAUGCAUGUGUUCUUACACAAUGUGCAUGUGUUUCCCUUGUAUUUGUUGCAUGUCUGUUUUCUUUGAACAUCCCUUGUUCUUGGAUUACAGAUGCAAGGGAUAAAUAAAACCCCAACUUGUCUCCUCUGAGUCAUUUAAUACUUCGCAUCCCUCCCAGUGAAUGCUUGGACCUGGUUCUGUGCGUGUGUAUACUGUAGCUGUGCAGUGUGUGUUGGUUAUGAGAUGUGGCCAUUGUUCAUUAAUUCCUUUGGUAGUGUUCUCACAUGUGGGAGGGACAGAUGAUGUGGAACAUAUUACUUUAGAAUUGUUUCAGAACAGCAUUUAGCUUAAUCAUGAACUAGGCAAGGGGGUGUAGAACCAACAAAGGCAAAACAGAUGCUACAGGGAGGGAUGUUGGGGGGGGCAAGCUAUGGAAUGCAGCCUUAUCUCAUGCCAUUCCAGACAGUCGUCCUCACUUAUUGGUUCAAACUCUGCCACUACAGCAAGGAAUAAAAUCUGCAUGUCAGCAGUUGGAGUGGAGAAUAUUAUAAUAACUUCUUGGAACCAGUUGUAACAUCCCUUCCUAUUCUAAUUGUAAUAUCAGAGUAAUCUACACCUAGUUUCUUGGAAUUGUAAUAUCUCCUUCUAUUCUUAUUGUAAAAUCAGAAUAAUCUAUGUUCAGUUUCUUAGAAUCAAUUGUAAUAUCCCCUCCUAUUCUUACACGGGUAUAACUUGUCUCUACAAAUGCGCUUAAACUGUCCCUUUAUGGUGUGCAGGUUAGGAGAGGCUACUCCUUCUGCACCCAGAAUGUGUGCGCAGCACUGUAAUUAAAAAUAUACCUGCUUUAUAACCACUUCGUGGUUAUGGAGUCAAGUCAGUAUUGGUUGCAAGAUACAAAAACAUCAGUGCUAUCCAGGUGAUUUCUUUCUUAACCUGACCUGUCUCCACACCACACCAGAAUCUGGUGGUCUGGAAUGGUAGUUUUAAGCAGGUAACUGUCACCUUGGCUUUUUUGUUGGUUCACCUAGAAACAGAAUGUUUGAUGCUGGGUGGAGCUGAACAGAACUAAUGUACAUCUAGGAUUUUUGGAGCGCUGGAGAGCAUGUUUGCUCGUUUUGCUUUGUUUUUCUUUUUCCAGCUUCUCAGUUGCACCUGUGAAAGAAGUAGCUUCGUUCAGCCAAGUGUGGUAUCAGAAGUCUUUGGUGGGUAGGGAAAUGACCGGGCAGAGUGACAAGGUGGGCUGCUAGAGAUAUCACACUCUAAAUUCCUGCUUCCUGCAAAGGAAGAGCUGAAGAGAGAAGGAAGAAACUACAGAAAGAGGUUGAAGGGAAAUCUGGAUUAUACAUUAAGACAUUGAUUACCUAUUGGUUUGAAGAAGGCCUGAAGGUGAGGAAGUGCUGGCUAAGGGAGAAAGUAGUAUAUUGGUUUUGUGAUAAUGGAGCGUUGGAGGGUCAGACCCGUUUUUUCUCAUCAUUUGUUGUAUGCUUAAUGGCUGUUUGUACAACCUACAGAGAGCUGCCAAGCUCUGGCUUUUACAAACUGGGUAUACCUGUGCAGUCCCUUCCCCAGUCCUUUCCCAGCAUCCCCAGGUGAAGCACAGAGCAUGCCGAGGGAUCAAGCAGGCCUGGUGAACCUGAGUGGACACUUGCAUGAAUAGCUUGCAUCAAGGCUGCAUGCAUCAAGGUGACAUUUCCUUCUCCUUCUCUGGGUUGAUCCCAGAGAAGAAAUAACAGGCAAAAAACACAGGGAGAGAGACUAAUGAGACUGCAAAGUCAGAGUUUGCAAGACCUGGCCGUGAUGGGUACAUUAAAGAUAUAUCCAUUAGUCUCUUAGUAAGAUUUUACUUGGAAUCUGCAGGCAUUUGAGUCACUUCUGGUAAUCACAUUGUCUUAUUCUUGCUUGUAACCAUGCUUGAAAACUGUGAAGAGGUGCAGAGAAGCUCCAGCACUUGGUCUGAAGGAUUGAUGUUGGUGUUCCGUGUGGAAGCAUAGCUCCUGUUGAGGGCAGAUUAGCAGUACCUUCAAGAAAGAAAUCUGGACUUCGGACAUGUCAGACCCUGCUGGGAAGGGACAGGAAGGAAAUUCGUUUCUCUUUGGACUUCAUUGUGCAGUCCCAGUGUUAAAGACAGUGAGGAUGCUCUGACUGAAUUCCAAAGCUUUCAAAAUGAAGAGGCAUAAGUUUCCUUACAGGUGUCCCACAAGAAAGAAGAUUCUGAUCCUGUGUUUUACAGGGUGGGUGAUUGCACUCCUGAAGCUCCUCCAUGUUGAAAGACACUUUUUUCCACCUAAGAGUAUUUAUCUGGUUGAGCACUUCUUGAGCACUUCUUCAUAUGUCAGAAACAGAUAUUCCUAUCUUAGAAACCACUUCCAGUAUGAAAUUAACUGUUCUUCUAUCUAUGAGCAAGAUCCUCAGGAAAUCGGCAAGAGUUUAGAGAUAAGAAGGAAAGAUAUAAUUGAUUUAGAUGAUGAAGAUAUCAUUGCAAUGACAAAUGAUUGUGACAGGUAUCGUACCCUGAGGAAAUACCACCUGAUACCUGUUUCUCCAGAGGAAGAGAGUUUUCCAAUAGCCUAUUCUUUUGUUGUCCACAAAGAUGCAGUGAUGGUUGAAAGGCUCAUACAUUCACUGUACAGUCAUCAAAAUAUUUACUGCAUUCACUAUGACCGAAAAGCAGCAAAAAGUUUUAAAUCUGCUAUGAACAAUCUAGCUAAAUGUUUUCCCAACAUUUUCAUUGCGUCAAAACUGGAGAUGGUGAACUAUGCACAUAUUUCAAGACUGCAAGCAGAUUUAAAUUGUUUGUCUGAUCUGAUGAACUCUGCGGUCCCCUGGAAGUAUGUUAUUAACUUGUGCGGACAAGAUUUCCCUUUGAGAUCAAAUUUCCAGUUGGUUGCUGAACUGAAGAAACUCGGUGGGGGAAACAUGCUGGAAACUAUAAAGCCCAGUAGUAGCAAAAGAGAACGAUUUACUUAUCAUUAUGAACUUAUGAAAGUGCCUUAUGAAUACAUGCAGAUGCCUGUGAAAACCAACAUUUCCAAGAACCCACCACCUCAUAAUAUUGAGGUAUUUGUUGGCAGUGCCUAUUUUGUUUUAAGUCGAGCUUUCAUUCAGUACAUCCUUAGCAGCUCUCUUGUAAAAGACUUUUUUGAUUGGUCAAGGGAUACUUACUCUCCAGAUGAACAUUUCUGGGCCACUCUCGUGCGUGUUCCUGGCGUGCCUGGGGAAAUUUCGAGGUCUGCCCAAGACAUCACAGACUUGCAGAGCAAAACUCGUUUGGUGAAAUGGAAUUAUCUUGAAGACCAUUUGUAUCCUCCAUGCACUGGUACCCAUCUUCGUAGCGUCUGCAUCUAUGGGGCCGCAGAAUUAAGAUGGCUUAUGAAUUAUGGGCACUGGUUUGCCAAUAAGCUUGACUCCAAAGUAGAUCCUGUCCUGGUAAAAUGCUUGGCAGAAAAACUGGCAGAACAACAAAAAGAGUGGGUUUAUUUGUCUUCUGACAAACAUUUUCUGCGUAUCAAUCCUGCAAAUGCCUCUCUAUAGCAAUGCUGUUUUUCCAGCUGCUGGUACUGUGUACUGCUAUAGCUUGGUGCCUGGGAUUCUCCAGCCCUGACCUGCUGCAGAGGAGUUCCUUCUGCAUUAAGUUCAGGACUUUGAAGAGAGAGGUAUCUGGAAACAAUCUGUGAAAUUAACAACACUCUGGUUGACUGUUCUUUAACUUGCCACAACAAUCCCAUAACUAUUCUUCAAGGUGAUUCUGGAAGCGCAAGGCUUGCUUUUGGAAGCCCUGGUACUAUUUACUCUAAUGGAAUACUUCAGAAACCUGUUUUACAUUGUGUGUUUGUGUCUUUCCUGAGAAACCCCACGACGCUUGUUCGCCUGUCCCCUUUUCCUGCACUUUUUCAAUAAGGUAUGAAACAAAGACCUCUGCAUCUGCUACCUCAGGAAAAUUGGAAGUGUCCAGCUUGCAGACACAAUUAAGAGAGCAGUGUGACUGCUGCAGCCUGGAGUGCCCCUCUUUCCACCUGCAGGUGCUGACAGGGCUGCAAUGUGAACUCUUCUGGAUGCCACAAGGGAAGAAGUUACCCUUGGAUGCCACAAUAGCAUUGUGUCCUUCUCCCAGCUUGGCUGUGCAUGGUUUGUCUUUCUGUGUUUGGAAGUGUGCUGUGCCUGUGGAAUGGGUGGUGGUGGAUUGAAGCAAUCUGUGUGAACACAUGUGAAUAAUGCUCUACUGUUCUUCAAGGGCAGUACAGGUAACCAUGCCAAACGAUGUCUGCCUUCGUUUCUAUCCCUGCCAGUAGAAAUAUCCUCCUGUGAAAUCCCAGUUCUUCUGAGACAGUGUUUUUACAUGUAAUGAGUAACAAGUGCUAUUUAUAAUCAGUAUUCAGCUUGGUGGUGCUAUGCUGAAAUGCAAAACACACAAUGUCCAGCAGCAAUCGUACGAACAGUCACACUGCAGAUAGGAAGGCCUUGCAUAUGCAUCCAUGGUCCCAGGCUGAUCUGUGCCCAGAGAAGUUCUGCUUCAAAGCACGUUAGCAUUGAAGUAGCUGUGCCCCAAGGCAGCCCAUGCUGCCCAUGGUCCCCACCGUAGGAAGGGGCUGAGCAGCCUCCUCUCAGCUGGGCCGUCAUGUAGUAUGAGCGAAGUGUUGGUCAGCGCAGAAACUUUGUGACUAAGAAAUGCCCUUUAGCAUUUCUGGGGAUUCUCCACAAUUUUGCUAUGCCACCAGCUCAGUUUUGGUGGUUCCAGUGGGUGUUGUGGUCGUGCUUGCUCUGUGCUACUGUGCCAUUUCUGGAUAUCUAGCGCUUUACAAGGUAUCCUGUGUUACUGAUCCUCAGAUUGCCACAACAAUGCCAUGUGGCCACAAGAAAGCUUAGUUUCUUUUUUGAGUUUUAGGAAAACCAACUCAUUCCUUUGUCUCUGUUUUUUGAAAAAUUAGUUUUUUAAAAUUUAGUCAUGGUCAACGUGCUUGUGGCUUGAGAUUGGGCUUGAAUGAAGAGUCCAUACUUUUCCCCAUUUGUGACACUGAUUUCCUUUGAGCCUUCAGACAAGUCAUCUGACUUCUGUUCCAGCUGUAAAACGGGAACAACAAUGCUCUGCUACCUUGUAAAGCAUUUAGAAACCUAUGGAUGUUUGUUGUGGGCUGGUUGCACAGUACUAUUUGUUCAUCAAAGCUAUUUAUGAUUAAGUCUGUGUGUGCACAAGUUGAAUAUUUCUCUUAUUUACUGUUUCUCAAAUAAAUGGGGAUUAUUUUUUA